GUGAGGCAGCGGGGGUGGGGAUCGGUCCGGGGGAGGCCUGGGGCCGCUGGCUUGUGUGCCGUCUCCGCCGCCCCCCGUUUCGCCGCCGCCGCCGCCGCCGCCCCGGGCAUGUCGUCCAACUGCACCAGCACCACGGCGGUGGCGGUGGCGCCGCUCAGCGCCAGCAAAACCAAGACCAAGAAGAAGCAUUUCGUGUGCCAGAAAGUGAAGCUAUUCCGGGCCAGCGAGCCGAUCCUCAGCGUCCUGAUGUGGGGGGUGAACCACACGAUCAAUGAGCUCAGCAAUGUCCCUGUCCCUGUCAUGCUGAUGCCAGAUGACUUCAAAGCUUACAGCAAGAUCAAGGUGGACAAUCAUCUCUUCAAUAAGGAAAACCUCCCCAGCCGCUUCAAGUUCAAGGAGUACUGCCCCAUGGUGUUCCGGAACCUCCGGGAGAGGUUUGGGAUUGACGAUCAGGAUUACCAGAACUCAGUGACACGCAGCGCUCCCAUCAACAGUGACAGCCAGGGCCGGUGCGGCACGCGUUUCCUCACUACCUACGACAGGCGUUUUGUCAUCAAGACCGUGUCAAGUGAGGAUGUGGCGGAGAUGCACAACAUCCUAAAGAAAUACCACCAGUUCAUUGUGGAGUGUCAUGGCAACACCCUUUUGCCACAGUUCCUGGGCAUGUACCGCCUGACUGUGGAUGGCGUGGAAACCUACAUGGUGGUCACCAGGAACGUGUUCAGCCAUCGGCUCACGGUUCACCGCAAGUAUGACCUCAAGGGUUCUACUGUUGCCAGAGAAGCAAGUGACAAGGAAAAGGCCAAGGAUUUGCCCACGUUCAAAGACAAUGACUUCCUCAAUGAAGGGCAGAAGCUGCACGUGGGGGAGGAGAGUAAAAAGAACUUCCUGGAGAAACUAAAGCGGGAUGUUGAGUUCCUGGCCCAGCUGAAGAUCAUGGACUACAGCCUGCUGGUGGGCAUCCACGACGUGGACCGAGCAGAGCAGGAGGAGAUGGAGGUGGAGGAGCGGGCGGAGGAUGAGGAGUGUGAGAACGAUGGUGUGGGCAGCAACCUGCUCUGCUCCUACGGCACCCCACCCGACAGUCCCGGCAACCUCCUCAGCUUCCCCCGGUUCUUCGGUCCUGGCGAGUUCGACCCCUCUGUUGAUGUCUACGCCAUGAAAAGCCAUGAAAGCGCCCCCAAGAAGGAGGUCUACUUCAUGGCCAUCAUCGAUAUCCUCACACCAUACGAUGCUAAGAAGAAAGCCGCGCAUGCUGCCAAAACAGUAAAACACGGGGCUGGAGCCGAGAUUUCGACUGUGAACCCUGAGCAGUACUCCAAACGCUUCAACGAGUUCAUGUCCAACAUCCUGACGUAGUUAUCUUCUACCUUCAGCCAGAGCCAGAUUGCUGGGAAGGGGGUUGGGGUUUGGGAGAGGGUGUAUUUGGGCUAGAUGGGAGGGUGGGGAGCAGAGUGGGGGGUCGGGAGGGCCUGCGACACUGAGAGCGACUCUAGCAGGGAGGGGGGUGUGCAGUGUGCCACGCUCACAGGAUGUGACCUUACCUUCUGCGUACCCUUCAUUUCUUCCCCCCCCCAUUUGACCCAGGUUAAAAAGGGGUUCCCUUUUUUGGUAUCUUGAUAACCUUUUGCGAUGCCUUGGGGCUAGAGGCAACUUUGGGAAAUCACUUGGGUUUUGUUUCUACAAUUUCAUUGCACCCGGUUUGCUGUGUAUAAUGAAGUAUGUCAUCACCUUGAGGCUCUCCCUCCCCCCCCCCAUACCUGCCUGGCUCUCAGUUCCCUUUCAGUUCAAGAGGCACCGUCGGGGGGGCGGGGGCCGGCACAAGGGGCCCCAGACAGCAAAUGCUGACACCAGCAAGGAGCAGAGGCCAGACACCUCAGCCCUGCCACCUUCCAUCCUAUCUGGAGUCACGUUAAUUUUCUGGAGUAUUGUGCAUAAGAGCCUCCGCUCUUCCAUCUGGGAUCCAAGGGAACUGUUCCAUCGUUAUCUUCCAGUGCUCUUCCUUGCAGAGGAGCACUGCAGGGUGGCACCGAUGCCUUGGAUGGGAGUCAAGAGAUUUUCCAAGGGAACAGGUCCACGCGCAUAGGAGACACAGCUGGUUGCGAUCACCGGUGGUCAUCACCUGAGCCCCAGGUACUCCUGGCCCCUGGAGUUCCAGUUCUGCCAAGCCUGCCUCUUCCUGGCUCAAGACAAACUAGAAAACACCUUUGGCUGUAGCAUGACCCUUGUAUUUCUGUGGUCAUUUCCUUGGGGAAACUCCCAGAAAUGAACGUGUCACAUGAACUGUGUGCACCAUCCAUUUCCUUCCUUCUGACCUCGGGCCCAGUCAUUUGUAGCUGGCGCAUGGCCAGGUACAGAGCCCCACAGGGACCUGUGUGCACUUUGUUGACACACUACUCCAAGCCCCAGCCUACCAUGUAGGUGUCUGGCUUCCUGUGCCCAUGGUUUCUCACCUGGACAGCUACAGCCACCAUGCACCCUGCCUUGGAGUGUGGCGUUCAAGCCUGAGGUCGCUUCUGAGUCAUUUGAGGUUGAGGCUCAGAAAAUUGAAUUUGGAGGCCUAAGGAGUGGUUUGAACCAGCCCACCUCAGAGCUAUUUAUCUUUGCUCUGCCCCAAACUUGUGGCAGAUCUGUGGCCCGCAGGCCUCCUUGGAAGGAGUGAAAUCCAAGAUUUCUGUUCAUAGCCUGAUGCCACAGCUGGCCCCCCAGGAAAGAAAAUGGCCCUUCCUCUCCAGCCGUGCCCUGGGGGAGAUGCAGCCCCCCACCUUCCCGCCUUCUCCAAAGGAACCAGGAAACUGGGAUGAGAGAUGAGAGAAAUCAUAGAUCAUCCCAAAGCUGUGAAGUUGGUUUGUGGAAUCGUUUUGGAUGAACAGAUGGCUUCCUGUGGCUCCCUCCAAAACUGGCCAUGCUCAGUGUAGGGAACAGGAACGGGCAGGCUCUGUCUUCCCAACAGAACACUUAGAUCAGGAAGGAGUGGAGACGGAUUGCUCGGACUUCCCUGGGGCUUCCAGAUUGAGAGGAAGUCGCCCCGGAGGACACAGGGGAGGCACCCACGCUUACCAAGAGGGACCCGACCCCCCCCUCCCCCCAACACCUGCAACAGGACCACUGAGGACCACUCGGAAUCACAUGGCUCCUGGAGAACACAGUUUUGAUUUAGGAAAGAGAUUAUGCAGGAAUAAUGUCUGGACUUGAUUUCUCCACCUCAUAAUCAAGAGUGCAAAUUUGGAUGUGCUCCCAGUCAGGCCCAGACAUCUGCAGAGCUUGGAAGGCUCUGCAGCCCCGGCCUGGGGGCUUGCAGGCCGCUCUGCAUUCGAUCUACAAUCAUGUUGCCAUAUGUGUAUGAAAGUGUAACACAAUCUUACCAGUUACUGAGUACCAGGUAUCUAACUUGUUUAACAAUGAGUUUUGUGGGUUGUUUUUUUUUUUUAAAUAUUGUUUACAUUUUGAGAGGUAGCAUUCUGUUUAAAAUGCUCUUUUUGUUUUUCUGACAGUAUUGUUGAUUGGGUCAAAACAUUUGAGCUGUGGCUUGAUGGAUUUUAGGAAUUUUUUAAAAGGUCAUUCUGUGUGCUCUCUUUAAAACCUUGGGUUAGGCCCUCUAAUUCCUUUGGCAUUCAUUCUUGUUUCAAAGCUAUUUAUCUUGGUCUCUAAGGAGUUUUUUUCUUUUUGUAAUGAUAAAGAUGUGCUGUUUGGCUUGCAGUCCGAAAGUGAACUGAUCCUGUUUAUCUGCUCCCUUUUCUCCCACACAAUCCCCUUGGGGGGGGAACCCCCCCCCCCCACUAGGCUCUGGGAGGAGCCUCACUUCCCCCCUUUCUCGGGGCUUCCAGGAACAAAGGUGUAAGAAUAAGGAUGUGGGUGACUGGCUGCAGUGGGUGGGGACAAGGGCAGUAUGCCACUCCCAUUCACUCGUGACGCCACUUCUUGAGGGGCAUCUAGUCACAACUUCUCCCUACUCUCUCCUGGGAAGUCUGUUGCUGAGAAACCCUCCAUGCUGGCUGAAGUGCAGAGCUCUGAAAACUCCACCGGCCAAUCACUAAUUGAUGGUCUUGGGCCAUCUCUCUAUCCUUGAACCACUGAGUCUCUGUGUCCCCACGUCCUGUGGCCUGGGGGUUACAGGACAGGCAGGAAGCCAGCAGUUCCAGAAGCAGGGCUCAGCCUCCUUAAUCUAGCUCAGGGGUUACUGGUCUGUGGCUGUUCUCCAGUUUCCACGACAGGCAGCUCUUCCCUCUCCCUCUUCUUCACUUGUCUCUCUGCCCUGUGCUUUAGGCCUGAUCAGGUCCCCUGGGUCGUGCUCAGCAGGGUGGGAGACUGGACUCAUCCUGGAGACUUUCCCCUCUUCACAGUCUCCCCUGGGGAGGCGGUCCAAAGACCCAGGACUUUGAGUAGCCAAUUUCACCCCCUAGUUAAUCCACUUGUCAUUUCAGAUCGAAAAGGAGAACAUUAGUGCUCUUUCUCGAGCAUUGUGCUAUGGAGUGUUAGGACCAGAAGGACCGUGUGCUUAAUUAAUCCUCAGCGCUCUGGCCGUUAAGACCAUGGCUGCCCUCAAGUCUAGAGACUUCACCUUUUUAUAGCAGAUGCAGUGGGGGGCGCGUCCUCAAAGGGAAAUGCUUUUGGACAGCUACCCCAAAUCUGCGAUCCAUCUGUGGAGAGGGGGGUAAUGACCUGCCCCUAACCCUCCUCUCAAAUGUGCCACUUAGGAAGCGUCCCCGCAAGGGGAAAGGAGACUCAGCUGUUCCUUCAGCAACUUAUGCAGACAGGAAGUUAGGCUGGAGAGGAAACUUCUACAAAAGCCCUUGCCUUGUUCACACCUAUUUUUGCAAGGAGGUAGGAACCAGCAUCUUUAGUGGGAAAGCCAGUCUCAGCACACAGCAGCAGACCAGAGCAUUAGACACAAUAAUGUGAAUCAAGUUUGGAGUCCCCUUUUGGGGGAAGCAGAAUAAACUACAACCCUACCACAUGUGUGACUUCUCAAUUUCCCACUGCAGGUUCCAUUUUUUAAAAUAGGAAUUUUCAACCCCCUGUGCUUGUCUAAUGUCUGCUUUAAACAGUUCAAGACCCUGUUACUGUUUUAAAAUGCAUGCAUGUUACGAUGAAAUCUCCAACCUGGGGAAAAAAUAAAACUCAAAAAGCUUUGGUA
Molecule: messenger RNA, 5137 nt
Organism: Perognathus longimembris pacificus (Pacific pocket mouse)
Lineage: Eukaryota; Metazoa; Chordata; Mammalia; Rodentia; Heteromyidae
Gene: Pip4k2b
Product: phosphatidylinositol-5-phosphate 4-kinase type 2 beta
Exons: 10
Coding region: 109-1359 (416 amino acids)
Biological process (GO): phosphatidylinositol metabolic process
Molecular function (GO): phosphatidylinositol kinase activity
Source: RefSeq, a predicted model, not a curated record